CGUAUUUUAGGCACCAAGCUGUGGGUGUCGACUGCUGCUGCUGGUGGCGAAGUCGCUCGACUGUCCUUUAAAUAAAUUAAAAAUAAGUAUUUUAGCCUACUCAACUUGAGCGCGAUCAUUGCUUUCGAUCACGGCAAAAUGGAGCUGCCCGAUUUCGACGCCAUGAACUCAACUCUUGAAACAGCGGUGGCGGACUACCCGGUGUGCCAGGCGUGGAGAGAAGGCGCGGAGGACUCGGUCUUCCAGCUGGCCAACAUCUUCCUAGUACUGGGCUUCAUGGGCGGCAGCGGCCUCUACGGGCUGCUGUACAUGCUCACCCUGCUGACGCUCGGCUUCUUCUGCGCCACCGUCUGGUCCUGGGAAGACGCAUGCACAACGGACGGCUUCCUAUGGAACUUCGCGCUGUUUGGCGUGUGCGUCGGCCAGCUAGUGCACGUUUCGUACCGGUUGAGGAUCGUGACGUUCGAUAAGGAAUUCCAGGAACUUUACAACUGCAUGUUUAAGAAGUUGGGGGUGUCGCUCAGCCACUUCGGGAAGGUGGUCGCCUGUUGCGACGGGGACCUCCAGACCCUGGAGAAGGACCACUGCUUCGCGAUGGAGGGGAAGACCGCGAUAGAGAAGCUGUCGGUUCUUCUCUCGGGCAGGAUGGUUGUGACAGUGAACGGAGAGUUCCUUCACUACAUCUAUCCCUUCCAGUUCCUAGACUCCCCUGAAUGGGACUCUCUCCGACCUUCAGAGGAAGGGGUGUUCCAGGUGACCCUGCGCGCGGAGAGCCGGUGCCGCUACGUGGCCUGGAGGAGGAAGAAGCUGUACCUGCUCUUCGCCAAGCACCGCUACAUCGCCAAGGUGUUCGCGCUGGUGGUGCGCAACGACAUCGCGGAGAAACUGUUCUCCCUCAACGACAAGGCGUUCGACAGCAGCGGCCACCGCUACGAUCUCCGCUUACCCAGCUACUGUCACGUGCCGAAGCCCGAUUUAGACAAGUCAGAUGCCUUGCUUCAUGUGCCAGUGCAGCCGGCUGCCAAGUAGGCCUAUAUUUGUGCCUGAUAUCACCCUACGUCAGAAGGAAAAAAAAGCAACAAAAAAACAACAACAAAAAAACAACUUGAUAAUAGCGCGUUAUUUGUUGUUAUGUUCGGGGUUCGGGUGAAAUACUUCAUGGCGUUGGGAUUUCUGGAUAUAUAUUGAGCUGCUUAUCUUUACCAAUUGUCAGUACAGAUAGUAUUUUAGGCCUGUAUGUUCACUUUGUUACUUUUCUCUUGCGUCAAACUACUUUGUACAUAGAGAUGUGGCUUAUGCACUGUAUGAUAGGCCUAUAAAUAUAAUGAAGAAAUAACGAGUAAAUAAAUGUGGUGCCUUGUUGUA
Gadus morhua (Atlantic cod) is the source of this 1365-nucleotide messenger RNA. It is a transcript of the gene popdc3, whose product is annotated as popeye domain cAMP effector 3. Gene Ontology annotation, molecular function: cAMP binding. Lineage: Eukaryota; Metazoa; Chordata; Actinopteri; Gadiformes; Gadidae. Gene Ontology annotation, biological process: heart development; regulation of membrane potential; striated muscle cell differentiation. The record is from RefSeq and is a predicted model, not a curated record. Bases 139 to 1029 code for a protein of 296 amino acids. The transcript has 3 exons. Gene Ontology annotation, cellular component: sarcolemma.